This is a messenger RNA of Cotesia congregata, 1683 nucleotides long. The record is from the annotation of a GenBank genome assembly. Lineage: Eukaryota; Metazoa; Arthropoda; Insecta; Hymenoptera; Braconidae.
ACCCACAUGAUUAAUAAUGAUGUGUAUGUGGUGAUCAAAACAUAUUUGGCGAACGUCGAUGGUGAACAUUCAAUACUAAAACAAACUUAUCAUAUAUCAUUUGUCUGGUGUAAUAAAGUGUCGACAAUAAGUAAUAAAAUUAAUAUCAAGCAUGCGACAUACCACUCGACUAACAGCAGUAGACUCAGGAUUGGAAAUAGAAACGAGCUGUCAACAAUGUUGUCCAAUUGUUCAAACGAUUGUUACAUGUUGUUCACUAAAAAAUCAGCAUACGUGAACAAUGAAAAAGGACCACCACCAGCUACAACCAUUAAAAAAUUUAAAUUAUUUAUAAUAAUAUCCAGUGGAAUACUUCUAGCUUUUAUAACAGCAGUAUUAUCAUCGUACUUUACAAUUUAUUUUAAUUUUACUUACAUUUCAGAAAGAGAGGUGAGACGUUCAUUUGCACCAUUGCCUUCCGAAAAUGUCCUGAAUGUGCACGACGAAAGUAGUAAUCUAGGCCUUCCAAUUCUCUCACCUGGAGAGCUUCAAGAAUCAUCAUCGAAUUCCAACGAUGUGGCGGACGAAUUUGAGGCAAUUGCAUCUCUGCAAUUAGCUCUGGACAUGAAAUUGUCUGGCAAACGUCGGAAAGCCAUAAAAUUGUUCCAACAUGCUGUAGCGCUGGCUCCUCAGCACCCGGACGUGUUGAAUCACUACGGAGAAUUCCUCGAGCAAAUUCAAAAUGACAUAAUUCGCGCGGAUGAAUUCUACGUAAAAGCGCUCACCUACGAGCCGAAUCACGAGGGAGCUUUGACGAAUCGCCAGCGGACUGCGAGAGUCGUCGAGGAGUUGGACAAGAGAACUCUCAGCAGGAUUGACGAGAAGCGAGACGCGUUGUCGGCGAUUCCCGAAAAUAAUGCUGCGCUGAUAAGGGCCAAGAAGGAGGCCUACUUUCAGCAUAUCUAUCAUACCGUGGGGAUCGAGGGUAACACGAUGAAUCUUGCGCAAACCAGAGCGAUUGUGGAGACCAGAACUGCGGUGGUAGGCAAGAGCAUCGAUGAGCACAAUGAAAUUUUGGGACUCGAUGCUGCGAUGAAGUAUAUCAACGCUACGCUGAUCAACAGAGUCGGCUCUAUUACGAUUAAAGAUUUAUUGGAGAUUCAUAGGAGGGUCCUAGGCCAUGUGGAUCCUAUUGAGGGUGGACAUUUCAGGCGAACUCAGGUUUAUGUUGGUGGACAUAUUCCUCCAGGACCUGGAGAUAUUCAUUAUUUGAUGCAGGAGUUUGCUGAUUGGCUUAAUAGUGAACAAGCUAUUAGGAUGCAUCCUGUUAGGUACGCAGCAUUAGCACACUAUAAAUUAGUCCAUAUUCAUCCAUUCACUGACGGAAACGGCAGGACAUCUCGACUCCUAAUGAACACUAUUUUAAUGCAAGCUGGCUACCCGCCCGUAAUUAUCCACAAGCAGUAUCGUCACAAGUACUACGAGUAUCUCCAGAUCGCCAACAGCGGAGACGUGAGACCUUUUGUGAGAUUCAUCGCAGAGUGUACCGAGCAAACGCUGGAUCUCUUCCUCUGGGCUACCACCGAGUUCUCGAAACAAGUCCCGGCGCUGAGCCAAGAAUCUCUGAUGAGGGACCGGGACCGGACGAUAAUUCUCGAUGAUGAAGGUAGCGGUGACUUUCUAGACGACUUGACGAAGCUUUAA